AUGCCCAGACUCCAAGUUCCCGAUCGCCGAACUACCCCAUUAUUCCUAUGGGGUGAAAAGACCUCAGUUCACGGAGAGACACCAACAGUCUUCACGGCCAAACCCCGGGCUUGUUUUCUAGUCUCUGGCUCUUCUUGUCCAGGCAUUAUUCUUUGCAUGAGGCCAGGCAAGGGUUCUAGCGCAGAAACGCAAGUAACGCUGCAGGAGUUUGUCUAG
Messenger RNA from Fusarium pseudograminearum CS3096, 216 nucleotides. RefSeq lists its product as uncharacterized. Bases 1 to 216 code for a protein of 71 amino acids. The transcript has 2 exons. The record is from RefSeq and is a predicted model, not a curated record. NCBI's taxonomy places the organism in Eukaryota, Fungi, Ascomycota, Sordariomycetes, Hypocreales, Nectriaceae.